Molecule: messenger RNA, 811 nt
Organism: Lonchura striata (white-rumped munia)
Lineage: Eukaryota; Metazoa; Chordata; Aves; Passeriformes; Estrildidae
Gene: PDPN
Product: podoplanin
Biological process (GO): cell migration; positive regulation of platelet aggregation; signal transduction
Cellular component (GO): basolateral plasma membrane; apical plasma membrane; lamellipodium
Source: RefSeq, a predicted model, not a curated record
GCUGCUCCCAUCCCUUGGCUAAAGAAAAUAAUUCUGACUCCACUCAGUUUUCUUUAACUGCUCAGUUAUCAUCUGAGAAAACCUCCUCUCUUUACAUUACAGUACCUAGAGGAAUAUUUGGAAUACCAAAGAUUGGAAAGCGACUCCCUGAGCAGAUCAAAUAUGUUUAUAAAAGUUCCAUUCUUCAUCUUCGUCCUCGGGAGCCUGCCUUUUGUAGCACUUGCUCAAGAAGCAAGCUCAGUUCUAGAAGGAGAAGAAAGUGCAACAAUUGAUUUCAGAGACAGAAAUGACACAGAAUAUGAAGAAUUUCCAACAAUAUUUGGAGAAAUGAAGACGACAGAAAGUACCUUCAUCGUGGAUGAAGAAAGUGAAAAUGCUACUGCCUAUGAAGUUAACACAGAAAGUGUUGAUGGUGGGGAACGGAGUGGGGAACCAGAGACAACUGAUGAAGGUGGUCUGGGAACAAUUGCACUGCUUGGAAUAAUUAUUGGAAUCAUUGUUGCAGUUGGAAUCCUUGCAGGAAUAAUAAUUACAGUUGUAAGGAAGAUGUCAGGCAGGCCUUAAAUACUGUUGAAACAAGCAUCCAUGCCAUUCCAUGCUGGAAAACACAAGUGCUUCUUAUUUCAUACAAACUAAAGACUAUUCCUGUAUUUGUGUGAGAAGAUGAUCCAUGGAAAAUAUAGUCAAAGAAUUUCAGAUCUGUGGGGAUACCACACAACUUUAAGGACCACCCUCACACCCCUCCUUGCACAGAGCAUGGAACAUUUAAUAGGAUUUUUUACUAACCAGAAUUUUACUAGAAGAAAACGAU